AUGGAAGCUAGUUUCUUCAGUGCUGCCCUCAGUUUGGGUGCUUUGGUAGGGACACUAUCCAGUGGCCCUAUUGCCGAGUUCACUGGUCGACGUUUGGCACUGUUGAUAGCAGCUCCGUUGGAGAUGGCAGCAUACCUCAUGAUUGCCCUUGGCAGUAGCCCUAUCCUUCUCAUCAUUGCUCGUAUUAUAGCGGGUCUCUCGAUGGGUAUUUGCUCCUUCGUCUGCUCAGUUUACAUCGGUGAGAUGGCACCAACGAGAUUCCGCGGCCUCUUUGGAGCAUGCACUCAGUUGAUGAUGGGUUUGGGUAUCCUCCUCAUUUAUGUUUUUGGUGCUGCAUGUAGAACUCAGGCAGACUCAACGGAUCCAUUGGCAACUUCAUCUACAUUUUGUGACUGGAGGUUAGUGGCUUAUCUAUGUCUGAUUCCUGGUGGAUUACUCUUCAUUACGAUGUUUUUGGCACCCGAAACACCCCGGUGGCUUGCUACUCGAGGCAAAUUAGAGAUAGCCGAGGCUAACCUACGCAGGGUUCGAGGUGUGGAUGCCGGCGAUCAUGAAGAAGAUUAUAUUGAUGACGAGCUGAAUGCUCUUAUUUCCGUUAGUGAUGCUGCUCGAAAAGCCACGAAAUCGAAGUCCGAUAUCCGAGCUCGCUUCCACGUACUGUUUUCAUGUCCAAAACAGCUGAUAAUAUGUACGAUGAACAUGGCCUUCACCCAAUUCUCUGGUAUCAAUGCUCUUACAUUCUUUCAAACUACCAUUUUUGAGAUGGCUGGACUGAAGGAUUCGGACGUGCUCGCUAUCACUGUUAGAAUAGUGAGUACUUUAGCCAACUUCCCUGCACUCUAUUUGGUUGAUCGGCUUGGUAGACGGCCACUUAUCAUAAGCAGUGCAGCGGGUAUGUGUUUGAGUCAGUUUCUGAUGGGUCUGUUCUUCUACUUGGAUCGCGAUGGUGAUGCUCAUAAUAUUGCUUGGCUUGCAUUACUAGCCUCGUAUGGUUAUCAAUUCACAUAUUCUUGGGGUGUUGGUCCGAUUCGAUGGAUGUUGGCAUCUGAGCUUUUCCCUGAUGAAGCUCGUGGGUUGGCAUCUGCUGCUACUACGACCGUCAAUUGGAUAUGUGCAUUUAUAUUUAUAUUAUUCUUGGAUUCUGUUGUGCAAGCCACUUCAAUGCAGGCGGCCUUUUGGUUCUUCUCCUGUGUGGGUGCGGUCAUGGCUGUUUUCGAGUAUUUCAUGGUACCCGAAACGAAGGGGAAGACACUUGAAGAAAUUCAAAAGUUGUUUUAG
Perkinsus marinus ATCC 50983 is the source of this 1278-nucleotide messenger RNA. RefSeq names its product hexose transporter, putative. NCBI's taxonomy places the organism in Eukaryota, Perkinsozoa, Perkinsida, Perkinsidae. Gene Ontology annotation, molecular function: transmembrane transporter activity. The transcript has a single exon. Gene Ontology annotation, cellular component: membrane. The coding region runs from base 1 to 1278 and encodes 425 amino acids. The record is from RefSeq and is a predicted model, not a curated record. Gene Ontology annotation, biological process: transmembrane transport.